This is a messenger RNA of Tarenaya hassleriana, 1859 nucleotides long. RefSeq names its product transcription factor MYB28-like. NCBI's taxonomy places the organism in Eukaryota, Viridiplantae, Streptophyta, Magnoliopsida, Brassicales, Cleomaceae. Bases 422 to 1492 code for a protein of 356 amino acids. The record is from RefSeq and is a predicted model, not a curated record. The transcript is spliced from 3 exons.
GAUAUAGAUGGUACAUCCGUAAGCCUCAGCCCUCGGUCGUGUCAAGGCUUGUGCUCAAACGUGUGUGUAUAUAAACAUGGAGGAGCACAUGCUCACAAGCCCAUCACCACCACCUCUUAAUUAGCUCCUUUCGUUUUCUCUCGUGAUGAUAUAGUUUUCACGAAAUCAAGAACAUGGAAGCGAAAACAUACAUUUAUUAUUUCCGGAGUCAUAUCUUCCAUUGGUUUUCCGUUAGUCUCAUAUUCAGAUGCAUCAGAGUCUUGAUCAAAAGAUCUGUGUCUCUGCCUUUUCACUGAUCAAUCUGUAAACCCUACCGUUCCUCUUUCGAUUUCUUUUCCGUUUCUUUCGUCCCAUUUUCGAUCCGGAUCGGAGUGUUUAUUUAACGAGAGAGAGAGAGAGUGUGUAAAGGACUGUCGGAAAAAUGUCAAGAAAACCGUGCUGCAGUGGAGAAGGGUUGAAGAAAGGGGCAUGGACGACGGAGGAGGACAAGAAACUCAUCGUUUAUAUCCAAGAAUACGGCGAAGGCGGAUGGCGUGACGUUCCACAAAAAGCCGGUAUGUGUACGGUUAGAUGGUUGAAAAGAUGCGGAAAGAGUUGUAGACUGCGAUGGACUAAUUAUCUGAAACCCGAUAUCAAGAGAGGAGAGUUUAGUCCAGAGGAGGAGCAGAUCAUCAUCAUGCUUCAUGCUUCUCGGGGCAACAAGUGGUCGGCGAUAGCAAGACAUUUGCCAAGAAGAACAGACAAUGAGAUCAAGAACUACUGGAACACACAUCUGAAGAAACGGUUGAUGGAACAGGGCAUAGAUCCCGUGACCCACAAGCCACUCGGUUCAAACCCUAGACCCUCGACCCCUGAGAAUUCCGCAUCCCAAAUCCAGAAUGCCCUUAGCCCGGACGAGCAUUCCCAGUUGAGUUCUGUCUCUCCUCGGCCUGUGGAGGUACCUGAGAUCAGCAGCAGCCAUGGCGACACACCACCACGAUCAGGGGGUUCCUUGAGCGGCAAGAAACGCUCCUCUUCCACCUCGUGCCUGUUAAACAAAGUGGCGACUAGGGUUACUUCCAUGAGAGGAAUCUUGUCGGCUUCCGUGGAAGGCAGCUUAACCAAUCCUACACCGACAUCUGGCCUCCCUUAUAUUCACGAUGCCCAUCAAGAUAGUUCUCAUGUUUCGAUGACGACCGACGAUUUUGAUUUGGUCUCCCAGUCUUCAUGGUAUUAUGAAACGGAGAACGAACUACAAACUGUCAAUUCACUCGAGACCAUGACAAACACAACGACAGCGAAUUUCCACUGCCAAGAAUAUGAUUUUUCGCAAUUUCUCGGCGGUUGCGAUCAGAAUGAUGACGAUAAUAAGAACAAUUUGAGGUGUAGUGACCGUGAACACAUGGUUUCGGAUGUUUCCCAAGAUGUCUCAUCAACUACCUUUGAUGAAGACAUGAUAAGUCGCUUGGACGGUUGGUCCGAUUAUCUUCUUGACCACCCGAAUUUCAUAUGAUCGACCGGAAACUUCACAUUGCAUUUGGAGAGCCAAAACAAAAAAAAAAAGAGCGGAAGUACAUCAUAUGUUCUUUGUCCUGUACUCAUGAUGAGGCAUGAAGACUUUGGUACAAUAGUUGUGGGGUCCACAAAUAGGUGUGAUAUGUCGGAUGUUUCGGAUCUCAUGUGCAGAUCCUUUAUAUAUGAUGAUAUAUAAACCAAAUAUAACUAGGGUUAAUUUAGGGUAUUGUAUUUCAAUAAAAGGGCGGUGCUCUUUAGAUCGAGCACUAGUAUCUCGAGUUGUAGGUUCUAGCGGAUCAAUUAGUAUUUGAUUCGCGUUAUCGUUUGAAUGCCACGCGGAAUUAAUAAAGUUUUGAUUUACUUGA